Molecule: messenger RNA, 1769 nt
Organism: Ixodes scapularis (black-legged tick)
Lineage: Eukaryota; Metazoa; Arthropoda; Arachnida; Ixodida; Ixodidae
Exons: 5
Coding region: 1-1554 (517 amino acids)
Source: RefSeq, a predicted model, not a curated record
AUGGCUGCCUGUGUGCAGAAACAGACGGUGACGAUGUCCGUUUCGUUCUAUGUCGGUCAGCUCUGCCGUAGUUCCCAUGAUGUUGUCGAUAGCGACGUGACGGAAGCCGCGGCGGAGCUGACCAGCGUCGAGAUCACCAACGAUGUUGUUCGAGAGCGGCCCGCUGAAAGCCAUGAGCCUAGUACCGCAGAUGCCAAGCACUCUGUACUGCUUCUGAGCUUGAGCGAAGUCGUCGUAGCCGUAGCUCUUCUACACUGCUACUGCAGUGCCCUCGAGGAUAAUUAUUGUUAUUUUUUCGAGAAAAUGUUCUGCUCUAUGGUGAAAUGGAGGCCGACUCUUUCGUGUAGAACCGGUGCAGCCGACGAUCCUGUGCGCCCUCUCAACACCAAAGAAGGGGUGCGUCCGUCGUCGAGUUUCACCAUCCACGUGGAUGUUGCUUCGCAAGGAGCUGAUGCGUCGGCGGGGCCGCGCCUUCGGAAGAGGCGGCUCGCCGAUCCGUCGACCGGCACGCUUCCGAAGGGCCCACGUCGGAGCCAGUUGCAGAAAUGCAAGACGGCGACAACAAUAACGGCGGCAACACCGGACCUCCUCGUCGUCAAGGUGGGCAAGCAGACGUACUCCAAUCGGCAGCGGUCGGUCAAAACGGAGAAACGCGAGUUGCCGGAGCACGCCGCCGCCCUGGCGUCCCGCUUUGGUCGUCGCACCUAUGCCGACAGGAAGAGGCCCAAGCCGGAGCUCGCCGCCAGGGUUGCGGAGGCGCAGUCCGUCAUCGACCUGGGACCCCCCACCGUAGAACCCAGCCAGCUGCUCCUCGGCGACAGCGAGGAGCCGCGAGAGCCCGAGGGCUGGGACACGGCCACGCGGAGGCAGCUUGGCGCCGCCCCCGUUCCCGUUAGGUUUGUCGGGCUCGUCGCGGGAGGCGGGUGCAGGGCGGACGAGGUGCAUGAAGGUGACAUCGACGAUGACGACGCCAAUGGGCCUCCUUGUGUCUGUGUCAUCAAAGUUGCCAAGCGGACGCUCUCGUCGGCCGGUCAAAGCCGUCGCAGACGGGCGCGAGUCAACAAGCAGACAUCAAGGCUCCGCUCUGGUGUCUCGCAGAGGCCGUCGCACCAGCGCGGACAAAAAAAGGCCCAAGUCAAGACCCGUCGUCCGCACCGCCGUGGCACGUUUGCAAUCACCCUCGGAUUUCCAACCGUGGAACCCAGCACACUUCUCCUUAGCGAAAGCAGAGAGCCGCAAGAAGUCGUCGCUGUAGACACAAUCACGCGCAGAGAGCUGGGUGCUACUCCCAUACCCGUUCAAUUCGUGGGACUUGCCACAGAAAGCGGAUCCAAGGCGGACAACGAGUCUUCUCUCGUGUAUUGUGUUGGGACUGGAACGGCUCCAGCUCUGCUCACAAAGAGUUUGGUGCGGACACCUGGCAACUUCGGGCAUUUGGACAAGAUCGAGCUCAAGCUUGAGGACAACGUGUCUCAAGAAAACGAGUUUGUUGUUCCAAAUUGUCUCGUUGAGGACGAAAGUGCUCCGGUGAGGGUGAAAAUGGAGCCUGUGUAAGUGCCCUGAAAGAUAGGGCUCAUUGGUGGGUUCCUGUUUUCUACCGGUCUUUAUCCGAGUGUUUUAUGGGGCAGUUGUGGGCUGUUCCUUUAUGUUAUCAAAUGUGCCGGAGGAAGUGGUGCCUGCGGUUUCAUAAUUUUACCCCGGCUGUUGCCUGUAUUGCAGUGGCCCUUGACGGAAACAAGCUUGUUGGAAUAAAGUGUUGAUUUAUCGAG